CACACCCUUUAUUUAUUCAAGCACAUAUUUCGAUCAUACCAAAUCUUCAAUAUCGAUUCCAAUUGAAAGACAUCUUUCUAUUCAUGGAGAUGGAUUAUUUUCCCCUCUCAUAUGAUCUAAUGGUAACUCUCAUGGCAGUCACAUUCGCCUUGUCACUAUUUCUCUACUCCCUGUUAUGGAAACAUGGAGGGGUAAUCCGAAAAGCGCCACCGGAAGCUGGUAGAGCAUGGCCAAUAAUUGGCCACCUCCACUUAUUAUCAAGCUCAACUGAACCGGCCCAUUUGCUAUUCGGUAACUUGGCCGACAAGUAUGGACCCAUUUUCACUAUAAAGUUCGGAGUGAAGAGAGCUAUCGUCGUCAGUAGUUCCGAAAUAGCUAAGGAGUGCUUCAAAACCAACGACAAAGUGUUUGCAAGCCGUCCAAAAUCUAUAGCCGGAGAAGUUCUGGGCUACAACUAUGCCUUUUUCCCCUUCAGUCCUUAUGGCGACUACUUUCGCCAAAUACGCAAGAUAGCCACACUGGAGGUGCUAUCCCAGAGCCGCAUUGAGAAGCUCAAACACAUUCGGGAAUUUGAAGUGAAGGCAUCCAUGAAAGAAAUGCACCGACGAUGGACAGUGAACAAGAAGAGUAGUGGUUCGACUAAGGUGUUGGUGGAGAUGAAAGAAUGGCUUGCGUUUACAAAUGAAAACGUUAUAUUUAGGAUGAUUGUUGGGAAAAGUUUUCUGGAAGCUACUGACUCGAAGUACUCUCAAGGAUGUUAUUUGGGUCGGAAAACCUUUUUGGAAUUUCUUCGAUUAAGUGGGACUUUUGUGAUUUCGGAUUCAAUUCCAUUCCUGAGGUGGUUGGAUUUGGGUGGACAUGAGAGAGCUAUGAAGAAGAUUGCUAAGGAGCUAGAAGAAGUAUUCAAGGGAUGGCUAGAAGAGCAUAAGCACAAGAGGAAGAUAUCUGGCAGACUGAUGGGUGAUGAGCUUGAUUUCAUGGAUGUUAUGCUUUCAAUCCUUGGUAACAAUGAAGUUACUACAUCCUAUGACGCUGAUACUAUCAACAUAGCUACUUCCUUGACUUUCCUAUUAGGAGGUGCAGAAACUACGACUGCGACAAUGUCAUGGGCUCUAGCUUUACUUGUGAACCACCCUGAAACACUGAAGAAGGUCCAAGAAGAACUAGAUGAAAAUGUUGGUAAAGACAGACAAGUGAAGGAAUCAGACACAGACAAAUUGGUCUAUCUCCAAGCUGUUAUCAAAGAAUCAAUGCGAUUGCACCCUGCUGCACCACUUGCAAUACCACACCUAUCCACUGACGAUUGCAUGGUAGGUGACUACCACGUCCCAGCUGGCACACGCCUAUUGGUUAACAUUUCAAAGAUCCAUAGAGACCCAAAUGUGUGGUCAGAGCCAAACGAAUUCAAGCCAGAACGAUUCCUCACAACCCAUAAGGGCUUGGAUGUUAAGGGUCGGGAUUUUGAGUUGUUACCAUUUGGCAGUGGUAGAAGGAUGUGCCCUGCAAUCUCACUUGCACUAAAGGUCACAGAAUUUACACUCGCUUCUUUUCUUCAUGGGUUUGAAAUCGAAACCCCAACGGAUGACCUGAUUGACUUGCGUGAGACAGCAGGAUUAACCAAUCAUAUGAGUGCCUUGUUUGAAGUCCUUCUCACUCCACGCCUUCCUGCUGAGUUAUAUUAAUAUAAUUAAUGUAUUAAUUAGGCAAAGUGUGCUAUGUUAUGUUUGUUCUUUGAGUGAUUGUUAUUUGUCGAGUCCUUUAUAUUUGUAUCUCAGCAUUGUUCUUGUACUAAUUAGGCAAAUUGGGCUAUGUUAUGUACGUUGUUUGAGUGAUUGUUAUUUGUCGAGUCCUUUAUAAUUAUAUCUCAUCAUUGAACA
Messenger RNA from Pyrus x bretschneideri (Chinese white pear), 1877 nucleotides. Its product is annotated as cytochrome P450 CYP82D47. Lineage: Eukaryota; Viridiplantae; Streptophyta; Magnoliopsida; Rosales; Rosaceae. The transcript has 2 exons. Gene Ontology annotation, biological process: defense response to other organism. Gene Ontology annotation, molecular function: heme binding; oxidoreductase activity, acting on paired donors, with incorporation or reduction of molecular oxygen; iron ion binding. The record is from RefSeq and is a predicted model, not a curated record. Bases 84 to 1682 code for a protein of 532 amino acids.